UGGAUUUAAAACACCCGGGAAGGGUGUUACGAGAAGGAGACAACACCCGAGGACACCUGCAGAUCCUGAAUCUCGACGGUAGAUGGCGUCCGGCGGACCCUGGCCUGCGGAGUGCCCCCUGACCCCGGUCAGAGGUAAGGCAGCUUUGAAAUGUUAUACUAAAAUUCCCUAUAAAUGAUUUUAAGGUAAAUUUAUUAUAUAUUAAGCAGGGUUUAAGUGUGUAGACUGACAGUUAAUCGAAGUUGUGGGAACAGAGUUGUGGAUUUCACUUGAUAUCUUGACCUAUAGAACCAUGUUUUAAUGUCAGAAAUGUUUAAAUGUGCACGGGGAAAACGGUCAAACUUAUUGACUGAGGUGUGCUGGGGUAAAAGAAAAAAAAACUUUUGAUUUGCUCAUGUAUGUAUGGUGUAAAGACUUCAACUUCAACAUAGUUAACCGUCGAUAUUAAAUUUUUAAAGAUGGCGCCUCUGAGCGAGUCUCAAGUGGAUGGGAUGCGUGUACGUGCCUUGCAAAACUCAUUUAUGCCAUGGCUGUGAUGUUUAGGUCAUUUAAUGGUAUGAAGUCUGUUUAAAUAACUAAAAGAUAUGUAUUGAAGUGUUGAGACUGAAUUGUAAUGUAGCCACUCUGCGGACGCGUCUCCUACACGCUUGUUUUUAAACUAAUAGAUUUGAAGUUUAAAGAAGAAAAAGCUCUGGUUUCCAAGAAGCAGAUAUCUUUAUUAAGCCACCUUGUGAACCUGGUGUAAAUGUAAUCAAUGCGCAAGAUUUGGAUAAAUUCCCAUAUAUUUUGGCGUGCGUUUUUACAUACGGAGCUCAGUGACACUGGGAACUUUUUGGCAAACCCCAACAUUUUAGGCAGGUUUUACGAACUGCAGCUAGCUAAGUGAUGUCUGCGCUUUAAUGACAGUUCCCCCUUGCCAACAAAAAAAUCACCUCUAAUUGAUACUGAAAAGUGUCCGAAACAUCAAAACACGACAAUUGCUUCUCCUUGUUUUCCAUGUGCUGGAAUUAAGUUGAAACUUAAAGGGACUUAUAUGUGUAUAGAUAAUCAGCAAAAAUCAAGGUUGCUUAAUUUGUCUUUGCACUUCAACCGUCGAAUCCUGUUUUAGCAACAUUUGAAAUGGUAUUUCAACUUUUUGUAAACUUCGGUACUAAGAUAAGUUGUGUUAGAGGUGAGAUAUUUACUAAAAGAUGAUAUGACAGAACCACAGGUGUCCAAACAUUGAGGAUUUUGAGAGUAAGUAUUGAGAUGGUAUUUAGUUGUGUGUUUCUUCGUUAGGAGGAUGUAUUUUGCCAUGGCUGUUAAACUUAAUUCAUAGAUUAAGGACUUAUAUUGUUAAAAUAAUGUAAGGUGUGUUUUUAGGGAUUUGUUGGUUCAUAAUGUGCUUUGAUGUAGAGCAGUGGUUCUCAAGUCCAGUCCUCGAGGCCCACUGUCCUGCAUGUUUUGGAUGUUUCCCUGCUCCAACACAUCUAAUUGAAAUGAUUAGCUCGUUAUUUAGCCAUCACAGAGCUUGAUAACGAGCUGAUCAUUUGAAUCAGGUGUGUUGGAGCAGGGAAACAUUCAAAACAUGCAGGACAGUGGGCCUCGAGGACUGGACUUGAGAACCACUGAUGUAGAGUGAGGCGAUAAGAUUUGGAUUUGUGUAGCAGCCACUGUGCGCAUCUCUUCAACUCUUGCUCUUAUUAAUUAGAUGCACUGAAAAACAGGCUGUGAAAGAGAUCUGUGAUAGGUGCAAAAAGCAGGUGUGAUGAUUAGCAUGGGCUGUUUAAGUGAAUCUUGCAUGGUUCAGUACUGGUCAGAAUUAUGGGCAAGUGGAUCUGGGUUAUAACAGAAGACCAACCUUCUGCACAGUGAUCUGAAACUGUAGAUCCUGGCCUCCAUGGUUCACAUAUGGUGCUGCUGAUUUACAGUCAGAGUCAAAAGUCUAAAAUCAGUGAUGCUGUCGUAAUGUUUGUAUUCCCUGUAGCAGAGCUGCUGUUAGCUGUCUGCUUUUAUUCUAAGUGUAAUAACUCUGUUAGCUUAACUACAGUUAUUAUCGCUCAUAUGUGGUCAUUAUACUCCAACAGCAGAAUACCAUCCAUAAUCCUGCAAGCCUCAUAUUUCAUUCUCUUAUGGAUGCACAGAUUAUGACAGUAUGAUACUUUUCUUUCCACAGGUGGUGCCCCUCUUCCUCCUGCUCAUCGUCCUGACUGCCCUCCUUCUCUUCCUCCUUCCCCUUCUCCUCCUCCUACCUCUGCUCCUCUUCCUGCUCCUCCUCUUGCUUUCUCCCCUGCUCCUCCUGCUUUCUCUUCUGCAUCUCUCCCGGAGUUAUCCUCUCUUGCUUCUCUUGGUGUCUCCUGUGCUGAUUUUCCUGCUGCCUUGACCUCACGAAGGUUCAGGCAAUGGGAGGACAGUGACCAGGAGGUGGGGCCCUAACCAAAGAGAGUAAGAUUGGGUGAUGAAGGGAGCGAUUCUCAUGCUCUUUUCCGUCUCUCCUCUCCUCCUCUUGCCUCCUAUUCAGGGCUAACCUCAUGCUUGCUCUUCAGACUUCUCUGCUUGGAGAGGGGGCAGGCAGUCAGAGGUCGGUGAUCAGGAGGAAGGCUGGUCACCAUAGAUGCCAACAUGGCCUGAUGAGGAACCAUUAGGCCAUGUUGGCAGAGCUCCGCCCAUCCAUGCAAAAAAG
Messenger RNA from Xyrichtys novacula (pearly razorfish), 2662 nucleotides. The record is from the annotation of a GenBank genome assembly. NCBI's taxonomy places the organism in Eukaryota, Metazoa, Chordata, Actinopteri, Labriformes, Labridae.